Salvia splendens (bonfire salvia) is the source of this 309-nucleotide messenger RNA. Its product is annotated as non-specific lipid-transfer protein 3. The record is from RefSeq and is a predicted model, not a curated record. Lineage: Eukaryota; Viridiplantae; Streptophyta; Magnoliopsida; Lamiales; Lamiaceae. The transcript is spliced from 2 exons. Gene Ontology annotation, molecular function: lipid binding. Gene Ontology annotation, biological process: lipid transport. Bases 1 to 309 code for a protein of 102 amino acids.
AUGGCCCUGGUCGUUUGGCGUGCGACGGCGGCGAUCAGGUGCGGCGAUGCGGUGUCGAAGGUGCUUCCGUGCCAAAGUUUCAUGUUGAGCGGGGAGGAGGCGCCGAGCGCGACUUGCUGCAGCGCAGUGCAGUCUCUGGAGAAGCUGGAGAGGGAGUCGAGCGACGAUCGCCAGGCGAUAUGCAAGUGCUUCAAGGGACUUUAUAGGCUUUUCCCUGUUAACAUCACUAAAGCUCAGCUGAUCCCUCAGCUUUGCAAUGUUACCAUCUCCAUUGCUGUUACUCCUAACAUUGACUGCGACAGGAUAUGA